AUGUACGCGCGGAAGCGCGAUUUGUCUGUAUCUGGAGUACAAGGAAGGAGGAAAACUGGAAAGGGGAGUGAUGGCGGUAACGAAAUGACAAGUUCGGGAGUAUAAAUUACACAAGAGUUGCAUUAUGAGGAGCCUUCAGCACCUAGGAUGAAGAAACAAGUAUCGUAAGAGAUGACCACCACAUUACGCAUGAUUUAGACUCCCUGACCAAGACGCCGAAUAAUCUGAGGGAUCCGUGUCACUGGUCGACUGAGAACAACAAUAGGGGAACAAGAAACACUCAGAAGUUUAACUUCUAUCGCCUCUUCCCAAGAUACUCCCAGUAAAUAUUUGAAAAUGAUAAAAGCCGAGAGCAAAGGAGAAAGGGCACUGAGGAGUGCGUCCCCGCAUAGAAAUGCUUACAAGUCGGACUUCCACGCUAUUAAGUGUACUUUUGAUGGGACGAAAUCGGACGGUGCUGCAAAGUCAUAUGCAAAUGGCUCUAACGACACACAGGAGGACACGAGGGGGAGGCAUUUAGGCAAUCGGAUAAACAAGAUAAAGAAUAUUUUCCUCCAGAUGGAUGGCCAGCAACAAGAGAUUCAAGAGGUGAAAACAACGUUGAAAGCUGAUUUGUCCCAGGUCUCCCCACCAAAUGUGCCAUUUGCAGUCACCACACACAAAACAAGUUUGAGCUGUGCCACUAGCCCAGAAUCUCCAAGUCUAGACAAAACCCCCAAGGGAGAAGAUGUCGAAGUUGACAAAACAGCUUUGGCAGAGAAGUUCUCUUCGACCAGGAAACUCUUUGAGAGGACUAUCAAAGAACAACCCGCAGCGGAGAAGUCUCCCAACAGAGUUGUAACCCGGGUGCCCCUGGGCAGUGUGUCUGAUGGGGGGAAAAGUACCAGGAGAUUGUCAGGGUCCACUGAAACUAGCAACAUCAAAACAGAGCCUGGUCCCACUCCAGUGACGAGAAGCCAGCCAGAUGAGAGGAGCGAUACUGAGGAGACUAAACAUGUGUCCAGGGUGUCACUGAAAGCUGGACCCAUGUCCAGACGGCUAGACAACUUCAUUGUGGACUGUGACAAUGAGGCAAAAGCCACAGAGAUGUUGUCUAAAGUGUGCAGUCUCUCAGAUCGCUCAAUGCCUACAUCUCCGACAAGGGACAGUUUUAACAAAUCCACCAUUCCAACUAAUGAUGCCACUAACAAACCUACCUCCAUAGUUACCGGUGUCAUUCUCAAACCAACUUCCCCAUUCAAUAACACUACUCACAAAACAUUCCCAACAACAGCCAAUGCCACUCCAAAGCCCAUCUCCCCAGAGCACGUAUCCCCAGGUGGCCAAAGCGCUUACAAGCGCUCCCCCUCAACCAGUGAUGCUUUCAGUAGACCAUCUGUGGGUAGCGACGGAGUAAAACCCUCCAGUCCACCCCCCAGGGAUCAAAAACAGCCUUCUGUGUUUGCCAAUAGCUUUUACAGUAGCAACAGGGCCAAAACCUCCAACAGUGCCAAGAGUGAUGGGCAUGUGGCACGGAGUCCCACCAGGGAAAAGCCACCUACCCAGGCCUCGUCUCUGCCUGGCACGGUCCGGGCUGAGCUCGUAGUGGUACAGAAUGAGUCAUCAGAGAGCGAGGAGAACGAAGAGGAGAAUAUUGAAGACGAUGUUUUUGAGGAAGUGCAUGUUCAACCCCCAAAGGAGAUCAAAGUUGAGCUAAAAGAAUCGCCACCAAAGGCGAUCAGUCAGAAGGAUGACCACCAUCAGCCGAUCUCAGAGAAAGAUGACGGCAAGGAGACAGAGAUUACACUGGAGAAGGAAGAAGGAAGUCGAUUUGAGGAGUCACGGCAUGAAUUGAAAGAGGAGUGGAGAGAAGACACGAAUCCUGUAAAUCAAACCGCGGAUUACGAGGAGGAAAAUGCAGAGGAGGUUGCUGAGGAGGAACAGGGCAGAAGGGGCAAGAUUUCCCCAGUGGCAUAUGGUAGAGAGAACACAGCAUUUGUGGAUGAUGGGGAUACUGACCAGACCCCCGAGGAGGAGAAUGAAGAGCAGCUCUGUGAGGAGGAGUAUGAGGAGGCCCCUGGGCUUUCAGAUGAUGAGGAGGAACCGGAACCACUGAGGAAGAUCAAGUUUUCAACGUCACCGAUACGGGUGUUCAGCACCUACUCUAACGAGGAUUACGACCGGCGCAACGAUGAGGUGGACCCCGUGGCGGCGUCUGCUGAGUACGAGCUGGAGAAGAGGGUGGAGAAGAUGGACGUGUUCCCUGUGGAAAUUGAAAAGGGAGACAACGGCCUGGGCAUCAGUAUCAUAGGGAUGGGAGUGGGAGCUGACCAGGGCUUGGAGAAACUAGGAAUCUUUGUGAAGACCAUAUCUGAGCGUGGAGCAGCUGAACGGGAUGGCAGAAUCCAGGUGAAUGACCAGAUAGUGGAGGUGGAUGGGAUCAGUCUGGUAGGAGUGACCCAGCUGUUUGCUGCUACAGUUCUGAAGAACACUAAAGGAACAGUCAGCUUUCUGAUUGGCCGGGAGAAGCCGGGGACGCAGAGCGAGGUGGCACGUCUGAUCAGUGAGACCCUGGAGCAGGAGAAGAGUGAGCAGCAGCACCUGGACGACCCCUAUGAACAGUCCACUGAGGAGGAGGAGCACUAUGAGGAAGAGGAGGGAGAGGAGGGAGGUAUCCUAGGGUCUAGUUUCUCCGGCGGAAGGACAGUGGAGGUGUUUGACCUGCCGAAGACCGAGGCCAUGUUCAUGCCCUCCAACGUGGACUCCACACAGAUGGGCUUCAAAUUCAAGGAGCUCCAGCUGAAACACAACACAGCAACAGCUGAAAUAAACCAACUGAAGGAAAAGCUAAGGGUGUCUGAGGAGGACAAAGCAUCCAGGGAGUCCAUGGAGGUUGAUUUGGAGCAGAAGAUUGAGGAGAAUAACGAGAAGAUGUUGAAGCUGGAGAAGUACUGGCUGGAGGCCCAGGCUCUGUGUAAAACUGUCAACAAGCAACUGUCGGAGACCCAGAGCCAGUACGGGACACUGGACAAGAAAUACAACAAGGCCAAGAAACUGCUCAAAGACUACCAGCAGAAGGAGAUUGACUUUGUGAAGAAGGAGGAGGAGAUGAGGAACGUUCUAGAUGAGAAGGAUCGAUGGUACAAGGAGCAGCUUGAAAGCCUGCAGGACAGGAUAGCGGUCCUAGAGGGCAGCGGUCCACCUGCUGACCAUGAAGAGACCCAGGCGGGUCAGGACUCUGCUGUGGAGAGAAGACGGAGCAGCCAGGGGAGUGAAGGCCCUCUCAUCAACACACAGUCAGUGGACUCUCUAGCGCUGGAUGCAGACUGGAGCGAGCUGGUUCCAGAGACUGAGCGCUUGGACACCAGUGCACACAAAGCCAAGUGCCUACUGGCCCCAAGGAGGAAUCGUCCGUCUCGCAACAAACGGAAGGAGAACCUCGUCAUGUCCCCUUGCCACUCACAGGAGAACGAGGAGGAGGAGGAGGACUCUGCCAGCAGGAAGAGGUGCAUCCAGGAGAGCCUGUCCCUGCCCGGGCCCAUCUGCUGUCCUAGGAACGGCCAGAGGGACGACACCCCCGAGGCUGCGGAGAGAUCCAGGAGCAAGUUGAAGCUCUCCAGCAGCCCCUCCCUGCCCGCGUCCCAGAGAGAUAGUGUCGAAAGCGGGGGCAGUCCUUCCCUGUCCCCGCCGAAAGACACCUCUUCGCCCUCGCCACACUCCCCCUCAGGGUUCCUUCGCAACGUCAAGAAGAGGGAGUCCAAGGGGAAGGGCAAGGAGCUCAAAGAUGAGACAAAUGAGAGUUCUUCCGUCGGAAAACCCAAAAAGACGAUUUUUGGUGGCCUUCGGAAGUCUGGUGGCAAAGGGAAGAAACAUGACAAGGAGGCGAUGCGAGCAUCUCUGGACAGCAGGGGUUCUGCCGAGCUCCUGGAGGAAUCUGGGGGAAACUUGUCCCCUUCUGAGUCCAUGACCUCUAUUCCCACAUGUAUGCCUUUCUCCUGGUUUGGGGACCGAGAUAGGGACAAGGAGCCUUCGUCCACCAGCAGCAGCCUACCAUACGUAGCCACUGAGACCAGCAGUGAGCAGAGCCAGGACCGCAAGAACAAAACAAAUCUCUCCUGGUCCUCUUUAUUCAGUCGCUCGUUAGAUUUGAGUUUGUCAGUCAUAGAUGAUUCGAACCUUGGCAGCCCCAGUUCAGACAUCUCAGGCUUAGUUGCAGAGCCCAAUCUGCCUGGGCGCUCACAUACUUUAGUCUUCUCGUCCAAUGAGGACCUGGAUGACGAGCCAGUGCCCACGGGGAAGGAAUAUCAAUGGCAGAACCGCCCUGUCUCCGAGUGGACCAAUCAGCAAGUCUGUCACUGGUUGAUGGGCAUGAACAUGGACCAAUACACGCCCGAGUUCACCGCCAAGGGUGUGGAUGGCCAUCAGCUCAUGCACCUGGACAGUGACAAGUUGAAGGCUCUAGGUGUGUCCAGCCAAAGUGACCGGGCCACUAUCAAGAAGAAGCUGAAGGACAUGAGGAAGGCCCAGGAGAAGAUGGAGAAACAGAGGGAGAAAAGGGAGAAGGAAUCACGGCGCAGCGGGAGACUGCCUCCCAACACUGACUCUGUCUGCUGAACUGCCCCAGAGGUGACCCACUCUCUCUCUGAACAUAACCCAACACAUUCUCCCUCAAGUGAGGCAGGACAUUCAACGACCCUUGUAUCUGUUCUGUUUCACAUAUAGGUCUACGUAAGUGCCAUCCACCUCAGUUCACUGCAGUUACUAAGAGAGCACUAAAGCAGUCACUCAUCAUGUGAGUUUAUAAUGACCAGUAACAAUAAUGUUAGCACACCAGUGUUGAUUUACCAUGCCAAUUGGAAGAAUCAUCUGAAAAUAGCCCGAUUUGUCGUUGGCAAUUGAUACUUUUCCUAGUUUCCUAGUCUUGGGUUAUUCACAAGAACACACGAGCUGGCUCUGCUUUAUAAUCAAAUCAAACACGCUGACAGUCCUGUCGCCAGCAGUAUCUGUGUCACAUCAUUGUGGUAGAUUGGGGGGGGGGUGAAAGUGAUACUGUAAUGACAAGUGUUGGGGACAUGACCAAAGGCAAAACCCAACAUGUUUUUUUUUACCUUUAUAAAGCUAUAGGAGCAGUCAUUUUAUCCCUUUUUGAGUUUCCAGAUAUGUAGUUGCAGGAUUUGUGUACAUUUACCCAUACAACAAGUGGAAUGAGUUCAGUACUGCUUUUUACAUGUUUUAUAGUGUAUUUUUGCUAGCGUAACUUUCCUGUAGCCAUGUACAGAUAUUUUGUUGCAGGAACUUUGUACAGUUGAGAUAAAAGUACUAUACAAUCUUUUAAGCUUAAGGGUGACAAGGUUUUAGGUGUAUAAAUUAACGUUUCUACAUAUCAAUUAACUGCAUAACCUUUUUUUUUAAAUCAAAUUAUUAAAGGUUCAUCAUUUUAUAAUACUUUUUCUACUAAGUAGAAUAGCCACUAGGAUGAAAACAUCUUUGCUAAAGGCAAAAGAAUCAAGUAACGACAACGUAAAUGCUGUUUAUAUAUAUAUAACCCGUUCCCAACUGUGCCUGUUUUGAGAACGGAUGUACUACUCCGUGGUCCUAUUGAGCCGGAGAAUUUGACGUGUUGCUGAAAUGGUACCAAGACAUGCAAUAUUAUUCUACAGUGCAUGCACUCCUUGCUGACAGGUUGUGGGGUCCAUGAGAACACGAGGUGUGUGUGUGCCUAUGACAGUAAAUCUGUUGAAUAGCUUGCGGUCUUGUCAACAUGAAUGAUGGGUGCAUGUUAAGCAGCAUAAAAUAAACAAAUUCUCACAUCAGA
Molecule: messenger RNA, 5794 nt
Organism: Oncorhynchus tshawytscha (Chinook salmon)
Lineage: Eukaryota; Metazoa; Chordata; Actinopteri; Salmoniformes; Salmonidae
Product: neurabin-1
Exons: 20
Coding region: 337-4593 (1418 amino acids)
Biological process (GO): neuron projection development; actin filament organization; calcium-mediated signaling
Cellular component (GO): postsynaptic density; actin cytoskeleton; cytoplasm
Molecular function (GO): actin filament binding
Source: RefSeq, a predicted model, not a curated record